Messenger RNA from Ochlerotatus camptorhynchus, 5306 nucleotides. It is a transcript of the gene mwh, whose product is annotated as multiple wing hairs. Bases 1961 to 4927 code for a protein of 988 amino acids. Gene Ontology annotation, molecular function: small GTPase binding; actin filament binding. Gene Ontology annotation, biological process: cell migration; regulation of cell shape; cortical actin cytoskeleton organization. The transcript has 8 exons. Gene Ontology annotation, cellular component: cytosol. The record is from RefSeq and is a predicted model, not a curated record. NCBI's taxonomy places the organism in Eukaryota, Metazoa, Arthropoda, Insecta, Diptera, Culicidae.
ACUACAUCAACAACGUGUUCGCCAGCGCAUGGUUGGCUAAUCUCGCGCACCGCGUUAUCGGCAGAACCAGUCGUCGUUGAGCUUUUGCGACGAACAAACGUACCGCUGGGAAAUCGCGGAGCGAGCUCGGAGUCCUGUUCGUAGAUAGUAAAUAAAUGGAAAAUUGUUUAUGAGUAUUUUUCACGUGGUUCCGAGGAGUUGCUCUGUAACGUAUCGCUGCCUUUUCGAAAGCCGCGUUGUGAAGCUGAUUAGUGCCAACCGUCGCGUAGUGCGCAGGCGAAUUGUUUAAUUGCCAUUAUUUCCUUCCUAAACUGGAUCAAUGCCUUUUUAUGUUUGUACAAAUGCAUUCUACGACUUUGCGGAUAAAUGAUCCAUCAACGGCUGGUCGAGAGAGUGUUCACAGUUUUGCGAAACAAGUGACUCGAGGUACGAAAGAUUAAAUAAAGAGGAAACCAAAAGUUUCCAUGAGUGACGUUUUUGAAAAUGCUUAAUUAAUUGGAUUUUCGUAUGCAAAUAAGUGAAAUCGAAACUGAUGCGCAGAAUGAAACUGUAAUGGUUAUGUGGAGAAAGGUGUGAUUGACCCUGAAUGAGAUCGCAUCCUGAGAUUAAAACUUCCAGUUUUUGUCCGUUUCAAUUUAUCGUGGUAUUUAAAUAAUAAUAAAAAAAGUGUUCCAAUUUUAUCACUCCGAUCAAUCAGGUUGAAGCACCUAAAAAUAACUAGUUCCAUCAGUUGAAGAAAGAAAAAAAAAACAGUGCAAAAGGUGUGUCUGUGCAAGUGCUGAUCUGCAAUUAAAUCGGUCCGAUUCAACCUGGCGGACGACCAGCCAUAAACGGAUUGCAUAGUAAUCAUCGGGAACCGAACAACUUUUAAUGAAGUGAACAACGAAGAAUAGAAGAUCGGUGUCCCACUUAGUUCUGUCGUCUGUUUGGGUGAUGAAUGGGAUGCGAAACUAGUUUACGGCUGUACUAGUGGACUAUUGAGGAAGCGCGGUGUGCAUUCGGAAAAUCAAUAUUAUGUCAAUGGAUUAGCAUAUGGGAGGGGAAAAAAAAAUGUGCGACUAUCGUGUAGUGCACCAUUGGAAGUAAUUGCAUAGUAAACAUACAUAGUGCACCGGAACCUUUUAUGUGGUAGCAACGACUAAUGGUGUUGAUAGUGUGUUAACAUUCGUACAAACAACGAUUGUGCAGGUUGUCUUCCGAAACCAUCGUGUAACCCGGCAUAUGUUGAAUAGCAUUUCUGGUACACUACUAGAUAAAAAAAAUGUGUAAUGUAAGCCGUUGCGUGGCGUGCAGCUAAUGCAACUCAGUUAAAGCAUCUUGGAGCCCGAAACACCGGACCAGGCGGCGAGUAAAAGUGGCACCGGCUGAAUCAGGCAGAAACAGUAAUCGGCUUCAAGUAGAAAAUUUGCUUGCAUCGAAGCGUGAAAACAUAUCCCGGAGCCCUCGGAAGCAACGCAAGCAACGCACCUGGGUUUGGAGCAUAAGUGGCCUGAUGUUGCACGAGAUUCAUAGGUAGUCGGUGUUGUUGAGUAGCGUGCGCCGCAGAAAGAAGGAAAAAAGUGGUGUAAAAUCGCCUCGAGCAAAACAAACGAUGCAAAAAUUCCCGCAUUCAAUCUGAUUUAACGUGAUUAUCCGUAACUAGUCGGGGGUGCCUCCAAGUCGUGUUGCUUCAGUGCUCGCCGGUGGUGGUGGUACAGUCAAGAAUAAUUUGUAGAUCAUAAAUUGGAAGUGAUACAAUAGGGAAAAAAGCGGAAGAAAAGGCUGAAUUGAUUACGACUGCUGCGAAGAAAAUCAAAAGUUAGUGAUGAACCUGGCUAGAAUUGGGAGUGUUCGUUUCGUGAGUUCUUUUCUUGGUACUUUGUGGCAAACGGUGGGCACGAGUUCUGCGCAACGCGAUCCAAGAUAGAUAAAUUAAUCAAAAAUUUAAUCGACGGGGCAGACAAUUGGUGAUCAAUUCAAGAUGGGCAACUCGAUAAGCAGUGCUAAUGAAUCUACGCUGCCUCGUAGUUAUGGUGAUUGUAACGGAAAACGGUGCUGUUACGAGAAUGGAGCAACCAAUACUGGCUCCAGGAGUAGCCAUCAGAACCAACAACAACAGCAACAGCAAAAUCCGGAAAACUCCCGAAUGCUGUUUCUGCUCUACUUGAUUCAUCGGACCUGGAACGUCGUGGUCGAUAGCGUGGAUCAGAAAGGCAAAAAAUCUCGUGCCACCACAUCGGAAGACUCCGGUGCUCCCCGCAGCAACUACGAUGAAGCUUUCGACACCGACGUUAACUUUACCGACCUGGACGAUGAUUCGAGCUUGUACGGUUCGCAGUACUCGUUCUGUAACUGCAGCUACUGCGAGGAGGAAGCCGAUCGUAACCACUUCGACAACGUCAGGGGGAAUCGGUUUUCCUUUUGCGAUAGUGACAUAUCGUACUGCUCUUACCAGAUGGCACCAAGCGCUGGGAAAAGCCCCCCCGGGGGCACACAGAUAGGUCCACCGGAUGUGAACGAGAUGACCCUGGGCUGGAACUCUAACAUCAAGCAAGAGAAUCAGCGGCCACCCGUGUUCAACCCAGAGGACUAUGUAAUCUCGCUUAAGAAGUACGGCCGCCGUGGUACCAAUGGGAACUUCAAAUCGAUCUACGACACAACCCCCGGUGAAGAAAAACAGCAACAACUCGCUGACAGCCGGUCUCAUACGUUGCCUCACAAAAAUUCCGAAUAUAGAUCACCAAUUCCAGCACCACCGGAAAUGGACAGCGAAAUGACAUUGCGUCAGUUCGGCUCGGUAACCGAUUUGCUCACUAAAUUGAGAGCAGAUUUGCGUGCUUCAUUUCCCAGCUUUGUCCAGGAAUUUGUCUCCAACCCGUUAGAUGGGGUCAGCCUACUGUUGGAAGUUCUCCGAGCUGUUCAGCUCAGCCAGAGUAUGCCGAUGAAUGGAACUACGACAAUGCCAGCUCCGGGUGUGAUGCCAAGAACCAAUCAGUCCUAUCAGAGACGUGCCCUAUUGGACGAACUUGCGUGCUUGCAAUGUUUAAGUAUUUGCUGUACGAGAAGUCCUGAAGCUGGUGCUCGAUUGGGAACCACCCCGAUAGGAUUGCUUCCAUUGGCCGCAGCUGCCACCGGCACCGGUAUUCGGUCGCGUAUCGUAGCCUUACAGCUAUUAACGAUAGCUUGUGAUAAAUCUGCUCUCGGCGAUGGAACACAGCGAAGUCAACAGCAAGGGCACACUGCUGUAUCGGAAGCUUUAUCUACUCUCCGUCUCCGAUGUGCAGAGCCAGUACGAUUUAGACUGCUGGUUGGAAUGCUGAACAGUGGGGGAGGCUCAGGAGAGCUGCAGGCAGUGGGAAUGAAAUUUGUCAACACAUUUUUGGAAAGUGCCGAAAGCGUACAGGUUCGUCUGUAUCUACAGGCAGAACUUCAUCAGGCAGGUUUAGAUCCAGCGCAGAUGUGUAAAGUUAUUUCAUCAACAUCUCCAUGGUUGGAGCGGCUUCGGGUGGAAGUUAAGCGAUGGGACGCCAUCCGCAUUGAUAUUGAGCAGCUGCAAUGUCAGGCGCGAUCGGCAGAACAAGUUCGCAGUCGGUUGGUGAUUCUCGAACGUAGAGUACAAAUUCUGCAUGAGGAGAAGACUGUGUUGACUACUAUGGAGAGACGGCUUCAGGAACGAUGUGCGGAGCUACAACGAGAAGUGCUUCGAUUGAAAGGUACACAAAGUCACGAAGCGUCCAACAGUUCCAGCUUGGAGAAAAGGCCGGUUGCAUUGCCCAGACAAGUUCCACCACAGGCUAAGAGAAAUACUUCCGAGAAUGAUGAUGAAGGCAUAAGCAGCUCGGAAACUGGUCAGUCGUCUACUCCUGAACCUCCACGUGUAUUUCCAACCAAGGAUGGCUCAAGUUCACAUUCUCACAAGUUCAGUAUCUCCCUGAAUCAGGAAAACAAUGGUCAAUCGCACGAAGUGACCAACAACGAUGAUGAUACGAACGCCACUAUUGAAGAUGUUAUCGAAGAACUGCAAAACAUCGUCAACGACGCGGAACGGGAAAUUUCCGAUCAGAAUGAAGUGCUUUAUCAUCAGAUGGAUGAUCUACCUGAAAAGACUCUCUACAGUUUAGAGAUUAACACAGAAAAUGAAAUUGUACCUGUAAACCUACUACCUCACCCACCCCGCAAGUCCCGUUCCUUGGCGCAUCUCAUCUCAACUCCAUCGGAUGGAGAAGGGUCCGGCUAUGAUCUCCUUCUGGUCAACAACGACAACAAAAUGGAUUUUUUCGAACCCGAAGACCAGGGAAAGUCUCAAAAGAAGCCUUUUAUCGAUGAUACAUUUUACCCUGCAGAAGUACCCCACGAUCCAACGCGACCAGAUGUGAUCCACACGGCCACUGAAUCACAAGCCUUACACAGAAGUCGUGCACUGACCAAAGAUUCAAAUCGAGCCAUACUGAACGUGAUCAUGGAUGCGCGAGACAAAGAAUCCCGAAUGCUACGUGCUCAGUCCCUGGAACGUGAAGUCCCACAAAAUCCUCCAGCUCAGCAGUUCAACGGCGUAUUUUUCAUGACGGAUAUGAAUAGCGCCGGAAAGUAUCCUAAGCCGGAUAUCACCGCUGCAUUGGAGGCGAAGAAGGUCACUAAAAAUCUUGAUCGGAUGGGUGCUUAUGGCGUAGAUUCUAUGAUCGACAUCGUUAUGUCCAGUGAACAAAGGGCAAAAUCGAAUGCGUUCCAGAAAGCUCGUCUCAUUCAUCAGCAUUCAAAUGGAAGUGGAAAUGCAAAUGGUGUAAUUCCAGGUGCAAAACAGAGCACCGGAAAUAACAACUUCAAGUUACGGUCUACCAAUAAUCCGCAGAUGCAUUAUCCUGGAAAUGAAUCGCUCUUGAGGGAGAAUAGCCGUAGUCAAACGAAUCUUGGCUCCAAAGUAACGGAUCUUCCCUCUGGAUUGUACUGAAUAUGAAUAAAUUCCAAAAUUCGUCGAAUUUGAGACAUUUUUAAAAUAAUUUCUGUGCAAUAUUUAUUCUUUUACUGUGUAGAGUUUUAGCUGUAUUUUAACACGUUCUUGCAGUUGAGUGCAAAAUUGAUUCCACACAUACAUUUUUGUUGUAUUAAACACUCGGUUUGUAUAAAGAUGCUUACGCCCCUUUCCCUAGACGUUAGAUGGUGAUGGAACUGUUCGGACUAUCCUUACUCCAAGGGACACCUUUCAAGCGAGCCGUGUUGAACGUUCAUGACGAUUCGGAGAAUGAUUAAGUAGAAUUUAACUUUUAAGUAGUUAUGUACUUUUACAAACAAGAAAGAACAAAAAUGCUGAAUAAAUACAUUUUGCGAGA